Molecule: messenger RNA, 1590 nt
Organism: Macroventuria anomochaeta
Lineage: Eukaryota; Fungi; Ascomycota; Dothideomycetes; Pleosporales; Didymellaceae
Product: CRAL/TRIO domain-containing protein
Exons: 2
Coding region: 165-1445 (426 amino acids)
Biological process (GO): Golgi to plasma membrane protein transport; regulation of exocytosis
Cellular component (GO): cytosol; cortical endoplasmic reticulum; plasma membrane
Molecular function (GO): phosphatidylinositol transfer activity
Source: RefSeq, a predicted model, not a curated record
GUCAAAUUGGCCAUGACCUGGCAGCAGGGUCCCACGUGAUGGCGUGGCAUGGAUGAUCGGCGCUACUGCGCGGUCACCGACAGUUCUGAAACAUUUCGCAGCCCUAUCACGCAACUUUACAACAAACAUCUAUACCGCAUCCACAGUCGUUCGACAACUCCAACAUGGCAGAGAACACCAAGCCAGCUCCCCCAGCCGAAGGUGCCGGUGCUCCUCUUGGUGACUCCACAGAGAAGCAGGAUGAGUCCAUCGCACCUCAGUCCACGGAGUCUGCAGAGAAAGGUCUCGAGGCCAACACCGAGAAGAAAGAGAUUGACGAUGUAGUCAGUGGCACAGCUGGACUUGCCCUUGACGAGAAGAAGGCCGAGGAGCCCAUGCCACCCGUUGCUCCCCAACCUGCAAUCGGCGUCGAGAGUGUUCCCACAGAAGCAUCUCAGAAAGCCUCGGACGCGGUACCCGUUACUGCAACAGGCCCCAGUACCGUGCCUACGGCCGGUGACAGUGGUACUGCUGCCGGGGCUGCCGGUGUUGCUCCUGGUGUUGCCACUACUGCCACCGGUGCUGUCGCUGAUGCUCCCACCGGAGCUGCCACUGGCGCUGCUACUGGUACCUCUUCCUGGCCCGAAACCGCCGCUGACCACCCCCUGACCAAGUUCUACGAGACCUUCGAAGAGCUCGUCCAGCAGUCCGGCCACGACGAGGUCUACGGCGUCAAGCUGACCAAGUCCGACGAGUUCCACACCAAGCUCAUCCUUCAGAAGUUCCUGCGCGCCAACGCAAACGACCUCGACAAGGCCAAGCAGCAGCUCCUCGAGGCGCUGAAGUGGAGGAAGGAGUUUGAUCCGACCAAGGCAGCAGGCGAGAGCUUCGACAAGACGAAGUUCGAUGGUCUGGGCUACAUCAUCGAGGUGGACGGCGUGCCAGAGAGCGCGAACAAGAAGGACAUUGUCACAUUCAACAUCUACGGUGCCGUCAAGGACAACAAGGCUACUUUCGGCGACCUCGAUGCCUUCCUCCGCUGGCGCGUCGGCCUAAUGGAAAAGUCGAUCCAAAAGCUCAACCUCUCGUCCGCCACAAAGCCCAUCCCCAACUACAACGAAGGCCCCGACCCGUACCAGGGCUUCCAAGUGCACGACUACCUGCAAGUCUCGUUCCUGCGCCAGGACCCGCUCGUCAAGGCCGCGACCAAGAAGACGAUCGAAGUGCUCGGCCGAUACUACCCCGAGACCCUGUCGCGCAAGUUCUUCGUCAACGUGCCUGUCGUCAUGGGCUGGCUGUUCAACGCAACCAAGCUCUUCAUUGCUAAAGAGACGGUCAAGAAGUUCACUGUGCUUAGCUAUGGUAAUCAAUUGGCUACUGAGCUGGGUCAGAGCAUUCCCAUAGAGUAUGGUGGUACUCAGGGUGCGCUCAGCGAGGUUGGCGAGGGCAUGCAAUUUGCAGCCUGAAACGAACUCGUCUGAAACAGACGUUGUUGAGGAAGGGGAAGCAAGUAAUGGCAGGGGUUUGCGUCGCCAAUGUACGGCGAUUUGAUGCGCAGAAAGUUCAGCGAAAAGCUUUGAUAGCCUUCAUAUACCCAAUCAGAUGUUCGUU